UGAGCGCUCACACGCCGGCUGGUGUUUGUUUGCCAGUGACUGAUACUCCUUGAGGGAUGGUCCAUUUCACCAGCCAGGAAAACAACAGCUUGCGGGGGCCACUGCGCCCCGGUUUCCCAGCGCCGCUGGCAGCCUGCUCACUGCUGAGUCCUCUCAGUGGUCACAGGGCCUCCGGACAGCCCCCGGCCUGCAGCCCCCGUGGCCGCCCCCUGGUCCCCACCGCCCGCAGCAGCUGCCGGACCCACUCCUCCAAGCCCAAGGCUGGGCCUGCUGGCCAGCCACGAGUGGCCAUGCUGCCCACACCCAAUGGCAGUGGGCCGAGCCCGGAGCUUGAAGGCCAUUGGCCAAAGACCUCGGAGAGGUCCCCAUGUGUGGCUGGUGUCAUCCCUACCAUCUACUACAGCAUCCUGCUGAGCCUGGGGCUGCCUGUCAACCUGCUGACCACGGUGGCCCUGGCCCGCCUGGCCGCCAGGACCCGGAAGCCGGUGUACUACUACCUGCUGGCGCUCACGGCCUCGGACAUCGUCACCCAGGUGGUCAUCGUGUUCGGGGGCUUUCUCCUGCAGGGCGCCGUGCUGGCCCGGGACCUGCCCCGCUCCGUGGCGCACACCGUGAACAUCCUGGAGUUUGCCGCCAUCCACGCCUCGGUCUGGAUCGCCGUGCUGCUCACGUUCGACCGGUACAGCGCCCUGUGCCGCCCCCUGCACCACCGGGCGGCCUCCUCCCCGGGCCGGGCCCGCCGGGACAUCUCCAUCGUCCUGGGCGCCGCCCUGCUGACGGGCAUCCCCUUCUACUGGUGGCUGGACGUGUGGAGGGACCCGGGCCCCCCCAGCACGCUGGACGAGGCCCUCAAGUGGGCCCACUGCCUCACCGUCUACUUCAUCCCUGGCGGCAUUUUCCUGGUCACCAACUCGGCCCUCAUCUGCCGGCUGCGGAGGCGGGGCGGGCGUGGGCCGCGGCCCCGGGUGGGCAAGAGCACCGCCAUCCUGCUGGGCCUCACCACGCUCUUCGCCUGCCUCUGGGCGCCCCGCAUCUUCGUCAUGCUCUACCACCUGUACGUGGCCCCGGUGCACCGGGACUGGCGGGUCCACCUGGCCUUGGACGUGGCCAACAUGGUCGCCAUGCUCCACACGGUGGUCAACUUUGGCCUCUACUGCUUUGUCAGCAAGACCUUCCGGGCCACCAUCCGAGAGGUCGUUCACGAUGCCCACCUGCCCUGCAUCCUGGGGCCACAGCCAGAGGGCACGGUGGCGGAGCCCGUGCUGAAGCCUCCGGGACUCCCCGAAGGGGCAGAAUUGUAGAGGGGGGCCCAGCCGGCGAGCUUGGCGGGGGGCGGGGGCGAGCUCGGGGCCAGUGUACUGGGCCUUCGUGGCUGUGUCCACAAAACUUUACCAGCGCCCUACC
Molecule: messenger RNA, 1404 nt
Organism: Myotis daubentonii (Daubenton's bat)
Lineage: Eukaryota; Metazoa; Chordata; Mammalia; Chiroptera; Vespertilionidae
Gene: GPR142
Product: G protein-coupled receptor 142
Exons: 3
Coding region: 57-1301 (414 amino acids)
Biological process (GO): G protein-coupled receptor signaling pathway
Cellular component (GO): plasma membrane
Molecular function (GO): G protein-coupled receptor activity
Source: RefSeq, a predicted model, not a curated record